CUACCGCAAUCCUUGCUGCAAGAAAUUGUGACGUCGACGAAAUAAAUGAGAGAGUUGUUGACUUACUCGACGAAAAGACUGAGCGAAUCUACUCGAGCAUUGAUGGUGUCGAAGACUCGGACAAAGAAAAGUUCAGUGAAAUGGUGACACCCGAAUACUUAAACACUUUGCGACCACGAUCACUGCCCCCACAUAAUUUGCGUCUACGUAAGAACGCUAUUGUCAUGUUGGUACGUAACUUAAGCGUUUGCGAAGGAUUAGUUAACGGAACACGUUUAUUAGUACAGCAGAUGACCAACAACCUCCUUCAAUGUAUGGUCAUAACGGGAGAUCAUUGCGGGGAAAUUGUUUUCAUUCCACGUAUAAAACUAUAUUGUGACAGUGAAUACCCAUUUACUAUGUGGAGACGCCAAUUCCCCGUAACGCCUGCCUUCGUAAUCACUAUCAACAAAGCUCAGGGCCAAACGUUCAAAAGAAUUGGCAUUUAUUUGGAACAGGAUGCUUUCGCACAUGGACAAAUCUACGUCGCAUUUUCACGUGCACCAAGCGAUAAUUGUGUAUUUGUCUAUCUAAAAAAGGGACGAAAAAAUAAUCUCAUUAAAAACGUUGUCUACAGAGAAAUAUUGAACGAACAGAGUAUGAGUUGCAGGAGAACAAAAGACAUUAAACAAAAAGAAGGAAAGCGAAAAAUUGAAAUUAAUCUUGACGAAAUUAAAAGUGAAGCAGUUGAACAUGCAGUUAAACGUGUAAAAGUUGAAGGGAAUAUAAGAACAAUAAGUGUUACAGAGGAUGAACAGCCUAUACGGAGAGUGAAGCAGAAUGAAACGACGAUUACACGUGAAAUUGUACCAACUAUCGAACAUUUCAAACUAAACCCCCCAUUCGGGGGGGUUAGUUUAGUUUCUUACUCAGGGGUUAAAACACUUGGAUGAGACACUAAACUAACUCCCCUUUGGGACUAACCAAGGUUGGUUGCGUUUUACAAACUUGACAACCCCCCCUAGGAGCUCCGAAAGGAGCGCCCUGCUCUAGUUUGUAUUAUAAUUUGCAAUUUGUGACCUGUGUUCUGUAUAACAUUGCGUUAAUGCUGGUUUAGGGAUUCAUGAACCAUUUUACCAUGUUUCCAGACAUAACUUUGCUAGGUUAUUGACCUCUUACUCUUUCCUGUUGAAUACGAUCUUUGUUUGAAAUGUGGAAAGACUGGUGAUAAGGCCUUGCCUGUCCGGGAUAAAUAUUUGAAGAUGGAGUAUUAUAAAACAUUACAUUGUAGUUGCAAAAGCAGCCAUUAGUUUUCCCAGGUUUUUCUUAAAAUUAACUGUACUCGAAUCACUUGUAUAUUAUGACAAUCUUCCAUUUACAAGUGAAAUGGAUACUAAAAGUUCAUAAGGAUAUGACUUUACACACCUUUAUUGUCGCAUGAAAUCGGAGGUCACCACAGGCCUUGAUGUUUUAUUUUCUGGAAUGUGAAAAAAAAUGCUCAUACCAGUUUACUGUCAUGGUUAUCAGAAUUGUGUGCAAACAUCCAUGAGCCCUAGAUAGCAUAUGUCAAUAUGAUGUAUCUAUUGGUAAUUUUAAGUGUUGUAGGGAGAGAGCAGCUCAGACUUUUUCAUGUGUGUUAUAGUUUGGAGCUUCCACAUGGAUUCACUCAGAUCUGUGAUCCCAAUUGUAUUGCUGUUUGUAGCACAUUGUGUUGUUAUGCAACAGGAUCCUUGCAACCUCAAGCAGACCUGCAGUGCCUGUAUCCAAGAACCUGGUUGUUUUUGGUGUAGUGGUCCUUUGUUGAAUGGAACAGAACAACGAUGUAGCCAAGAGAAAGUGAACUGUAAUGAGAAUUAUAUAGUGGAUCCUGUCACUAACUACACAGAACUUAAGAAGGAAAACACUGUGUCUGAUGUCAAUCAAAUAACUCCACAGGAGGUGCAUCUCAGCUUGAGAAUCAAUAAACCAUUCAACAUUACAUUGAAAUAUUCACAGGCAGAAUAUCCAGUGGAUUUGUAUUACCUCAUGGAUCUGUCUUAUUCAAUGAAGGAUGACAAAGACAUGUUGCAGAUUCUUGGAAGAAACCUGGAAGAGCUCAUGACAAAAUUUACUUCAGAUUUCCAAUUAGGGUUUGGGAGUUUUGUUGAUAAGAUUGUCAGACCAUAUACCAACACUUUGCCUUCCAAGAUGAAGGAACCUUGCGUGGGCUGCAGAGCUCCAUAUGGCUUUCACAAUCACAUGAAGCUCAGUGACAAUGUGACACACUUUUUUCUUGAGGUUGGUGAUGCAAGUGUGUCUGGAAAUAUAGAUGAUCCAGAGGGAGGAUUUGAUGCCUUGAUGCAGACUGUAGUCUGCUCAGAAAAAAUUGGUUGGAGAAGAAAUACUCGUAGGUUGUUGGUUUUCUCUAGUGACAAUGGCUUUCAUAUAGCAGGUGAUGGAAAGCUAGGAGGCAUCAUUGAGCCAAAUGAUGGGAAGUGCCAUUUAAAUGAAGAUGGAAUGUACACACAUUCUGCACUUCAGGACUAUCCUUCAGUCUCACAUCUCAGUCAUAAAGUCAGAGAGAAUGCCAUCAACAUAAUCUUCGCAGUGACAGAACCCCAGCUAGAAGCAUACAGACUCCUUACAAAGAACAUAGAUGGGGCAAAAGUUGGACACUUAACAGCCGACUCUUCCAACAUUUUAGAACUGGUAGAAGAGCAGUACAAGAAAAUUUCGUCAUCAGUUGAUAUGAGGCAUGAUGCCCCAGAACAUAUCCAGGUUAUGUAUUACACCUCAUGCCAGAGUUCGUCUGAUGAAAUAAGACAGUCGAACAAAUGUGACAAGCUUCAAAUUGGAGAGGAAGUGGAAUUUCGUGUGGAAAUCAAAGUUCUCCAUUGUCCAAACAAUCGAAAUGACUGGAAGCAAACUUUCAAGAUUUUCCCUGUUGGAAGUCAAGAAGCAACACUUGUUCAUCUUGAAAUGAACUGUGAUUGCCCUUGUGAGCACAAAGAAGAUCAUCUAUACAAAGAAAAUGCUGAAGAAUGUUCCAGCAAUGGCACCUACAUGUGCGGAGUCUGUGACUGUAAUAACAUGCAUUUUGGGAAAAAGUGUCAGUGCAGCUCAAUUCAGCCACUGUCUGCAGGAAUUGGAAUACCCAGCGAUUGUUUGCCCAGCACAGAUAAUCUUCCUAUUUGCUCUGAACAUGGAACUUGCACCUGUGGAGUUUGUCAGUGUGAAGAGGCUGGCAGAUGGUGAGCUGUGUGGUGGACGUGGUACCUGCAAAUGUGGGAAAUGUCAGUGUGAAGCAGGCUGGACUGGUGAGGCCUGUGAGUGUUCGCUUUCUACAGAGAACUGUAAAGCUGAUGAUGGGAGUGCACCCUGCUCCAACCAUGGC
This is a messenger RNA of Zootermopsis nevadensis, 3352 nucleotides long. The record is from RefSeq and is a predicted model, not a curated record. NCBI's taxonomy places the organism in Eukaryota, Metazoa, Arthropoda, Insecta, Blattodea, Termopsidae.